GAAAUCGAGCUUGACGGAAAGAUAUUCAAAACCGAUGAAUGGACAAAUAUUCCUCCUUUUAUUUUGGAGCUCACGAAAAGAAAGUUGCAUCAGAACCCUGACCAUCCCAUUGGGAUUUUGCGUAGUUUGAUAGAAAAAAACAUGAAAGAUAUGGGUUAUACCUUCUACAAUAACUUCAAGCCUGCUGUUACAACCUACCAGAACUUCGAUGUUUUAGGAUUUCCAGAAGACCAUCCUGGAAGAUCCAAGUCUGAUACCUACUACUUAAACAAGGAUAACCUUUUAAGAACGCAUACUUCCGCUCAUGAACUUGAAUGUUUCCAAACAUGCGAGACCCCUGGUUAUUUGAUUACGGCAGAUGUCUACAGAAAGGACGAAAUUGACAAAACUCACUAUCCAGCUUUUCAUCAAUUGGAAGGCGCCAGAAUAUGGUCUAAGGAUACGCCGAACUUAGAGGAACAGAUAAUGAAGGAUAUUGAAUCUAUUCCCAAGACAAAUAUCAUUGUAGAGGAUCCAUUCAGACAACAUCCAAUUAAUGAAAAUAACCCUAAACAGGACUACAUGUCAGAUAGACAAGUGGAAUUGAUCAGUGUGCAUCUCAAAAAGCUGAUCGAAUACUUGGUGAACCAAGUUUUUGAGACUGCCAGAGAAUCUGCUCGAAAGGCUGGCUCUACCGAGCCUUAUUUAAAUGAACCUUUAAAGGUAAGGUGGGUCGAGGCUUACUUUCCAUGGACUUCUCCUUCGUGGGAAAUUGAAGUCUGGUGGAAAGGUGAGUGGUUGGAAUGCUGUGGCUGUGGUAUAGUUCAACAGCAAGUUUUGUUGAACGCUGGACUUGGUGAUGACAAGUUGGGAUGGGCGUUUGGUAUUGGUAUUGAUAGAAUUGCCAUGUUGUUAUUCGGCAUCCCAGAUAUUAGACUAUUCUGGUCGUUGGAUGAAAGAUUCCACAACCAGUUCAAUAACGGACAAAUCGCUACCUUUGCCCCAUACUCCAAAUACCCUGGAAUCAAGAGAGAUGUUUCAUUCUGGUUGCCAACUGACUCAUUGCUUCACGAAAAUGAUGUCAUGGAAAUUGUUAGAACAUACGCUGGUGAUGUUGCAGAAAGUGUAGCAAAUAUUGACGAAUUUGUCCAUCCAAAAACUGGAAAGAAGUCUCAAUGUUACCGUAUUAACUACCAAUCUAUGGACAGAAACCUCACCAAUGAGGAGAUCAACGAAGUCCAUCAGAAGGUGGAGCUGGACUUGAAGAAGUACUUCGGGGUUGAAAUUCGUUAA
Messenger RNA from Scheffersomyces stipitis CBS 6054, 1272 nucleotides. It is a transcript of the gene MSF1, whose product is annotated as phenylalanine--tRNA ligase. Gene Ontology annotation, molecular function: phenylalanine-tRNA ligase activity; tRNA binding; ATP binding. The annotation marks the transcript as partial. The record is from RefSeq and is a predicted model, not a curated record. The transcript has a single exon. Gene Ontology annotation, biological process: phenylalanyl-tRNA aminoacylation. Lineage: Eukaryota; Fungi; Ascomycota; Pichiomycetes; Serinales; Debaryomycetaceae. Gene Ontology annotation, cellular component: mitochondrion; cytoplasm.